AGCAUUUUUGUCAGCCGUUGUAUUAAUAAAAUAAAAAUGCUAGUAAUUAGCACGGCUGACAGCAAAGAUAUUUUUAUUAUGUUACAUAUUAAUUAACCAUACAUAUUUUAUAAUAAAUUUAGAAAAUUGAAAAAUAUGUCAACACAACCUGGUCCUCCAAUUGACAAUGACGAAAGAAAGGGCCUGAUUAUUUUUGGAAGAGAUGUUCAACAAAUCCCAUGUUUUAGAAAUAGUUUUCUGUAUGGCAUUAGCGGUGGGAUUGGCGUUGGAAUUUUAACUUUUUUGGGAACUUCGCGAGCUAAACUAGCAACACACGUAGGAUUUUCAACGUUUUUUUGCUCAACUUUAAUAUACUGGUUCACUUGCAGAUAUAAUUGGUCCAAACAGAGAUUCCAUUAUAACAAAUUACAAGCGGCAAUGAAACAACACGCUCUAUAUGAAGGAACUGAAAAGGAAAAGGAAAUGCAAAAUCUUGAGGAGGCUUAAUGUGUUUUUUGUCACUAUUUAGAGAACAUUUUCAAAUAAACUUAAUUUUUUCACCUUAGAAAUUGUUAUGUAGAUAUCUUAAAAACAAAAAUGGACAUUGUAUGUAGAUGCGUAAUAAAUUAAAUGGAAAGCAUGGUUAAUUUUGAUUUAAAUUAUUUAUAUGGUUUUUGUGAUUAAUAUAAAAUAAACAAAACUUAAAAUUAAAUGUUAA
Condylostylus longicornis is the source of this 697-nucleotide messenger RNA. RefSeq names its product cytochrome c oxidase assembly protein COX20, mitochondrial (gene l(3)87Df). The coding region runs from base 136 to 486 and encodes 116 amino acids. Lineage: Eukaryota; Metazoa; Arthropoda; Insecta; Diptera; Dolichopodidae. The record is from RefSeq and is a predicted model, not a curated record. The transcript has 3 exons. Gene Ontology annotation, cellular component: mitochondrial inner membrane; mitochondrion. Gene Ontology annotation, biological process: mitochondrial respiratory chain complex IV assembly.